AUGAAUAAAACUAAAAGAAAGCUAUCAGUCAAAAUAUACUUUGCAGUAGUAUAUUUUUAUUUUAUACUAGCUGCUAGAGUAAAAGCAACUACUGAUGACAAACCAGAAACAGAAAAAUUACAACUUGAUGAAUAUAUAGAUCUUGAUAUUCCUGAGUUUUAUGGCAAAAGAGCUAUUUCGGAGCUCACACUAGAAGAGCUUCAGCUUGCGAUUCAAAAUAUAGAGCACAAAUUAAACGUUUUAUAUUCUGCGCAUCUUCCUGAGACUUCAGAUCAAGCUACCACAGCUGACACUAAGGGAAGCCCGAUAGAAGAUCCAUCUCUUCCUGGUGAUGAAGCUAAUUCAAGCAAACAGGAUGACUUCUUAAAAACUGAAGGUUUAUCUAGCUCAAAGCCAUCUGAGGACAAUUUAAGCUCAACCAAAACUGCUGAUUUAGAUGCACCCUAUCCAGAGGAGCAAUUUGAUAAUGCUGCAUUGGAAGAAAAGCCAGAAUCAACUGUUGAUGACUCUGCUGUGAAGGAAAAUGAAAACUCACUAACAGAAAAAGAUCUUUCUAUGGAUGAUCCUUUAACUGAAGGAACCAACAGUUUUAUAGUAGACGAGCCAACCAGUGAGAAAGAUAGUACAGUUUUUGAUCCAGAGGAAGGAUCUAAAAGCAAAGAUUCAACUGAAAAACUCAGUGAAGUAUCUAAAUCUAGCUUAGAUGAAGUAAAUGACAAUGCGCAAGAAGGUUUAAACCAGUCUGAGUCUAAGCCAGUAACAACUGACGAACUUAUUCAGCCUGAUCCAGUAACAUCCAAUGAAAGUAUAAACCAGCUUGAGUCUAAGCCAGUAACAACUGAUGAAUUCACUCAGUCUGAUCCACUGCUAUCCAAUGAAAGUACAAACCAGUUUGAGUCUAAGCCAGUAACAACUGGCGAAUUCACUCAGUCUGAUCCAGUAACAUCCGAUGAAACUACUGACUCUGAUCUAGUAACAUCCGACGACAGUAUAAGCGAGUCUGAGUCUGAUCCAGUAACAUCCGAUGACAGUAUAAGCGAGUCUGAGCCUGAUCCAGUAACAACUGACGAAAUCACUGAA
Messenger RNA from Nematocida ausubeli, 1080 nucleotides. RefSeq lists its product as uncharacterized. Lineage: Eukaryota; Fungi; Microsporidia. The annotation marks the transcript as partial. The transcript has a single exon. The record is from RefSeq and is a predicted model, not a curated record.